Molecule: messenger RNA, 2744 nt
Organism: Plectropomus leopardus (leopard coralgrouper)
Lineage: Eukaryota; Metazoa; Chordata; Actinopteri; Perciformes; Serranidae
Gene: slc6a1b
Product: solute carrier family 6 member 1b
Biological process (GO): nitrogen compound transport; amino acid transport; neurotransmitter transport
Cellular component (GO): axon; plasma membrane; cell surface
Molecular function (GO): gamma-aminobutyric acid:sodium:chloride symporter activity
Source: RefSeq, a predicted model, not a curated record
GCUCCUCUUUCAAACCCGCUGCCAUCUCAGUGGUAGAAAUGUUGGAGUUGGGGAGGGUCGACUUUGAGGUGACAUUGACGCUAUGUAGAUGAGAGUGAGGAUCCUGCGCUCCAUGUUACGUCCCUGCUCGUUUCAACUCAGACGGCGGCAGCUCCUUUCCCCGUCUUCUUCUCUCUCCCCUCCUCUCUUUCAGCACCACUCCUUUCAGGACAGCACCUCGCGCUCAAAGACGCAUUUGCUCGCCGUCCUGCCCUCUCAGGAUCAUAUACUUGCUCGCGGUGGUCGGAUGCAAAGUUCCCACCUUGGUUUUAGUCUGUGAAAGUGCGAGGAAGUAACUUUUUUUGAAAUUCGGAUUUUCCCAUCGGGGAGACAAUCUGGAAAAUAGAAGGAUUUUAUUGGUCGCUGGACCGCUGCUGAGCUGCUCCUGAUCUCUCAUCACUCCGAUUAUUUGUCUCUCCUCGGCUGUUAUCUGGGAGUUGGGUGCACAGGACGGAGAAGCUGCUGUUUGCCUGGGCCGGUGCUGAAACCCCCUCCUCUCCACUGGUCCGGACUAUCCGACACGCGCAGUGACCAUGGCCACCAACGGGACCAAAGCCUCGGACGGACACGUCUUAACGGAGACAGUGAAUGACGCGCCAACGACCACGCCAAACGACAAACCCAAAACCUUAGUGGUGAAAGUGCAGAAUACGAAAAAUGAGAUACCCGAGAGAGAAACGUGGGGUGGGAAAUUUGACUUUCUUCUCUCUUGUGUCGGAUACGCAAUCGGACUCGGAAAUGUCUGGAGAUUUCCUUAUCUAUGUGGAAAAAACGGAGGAGGGGCCUUCUUGAUUCCUUACUUUUUGACCCUCAUAUUUGCUGGCAUGCCCCUGUUCUUUCUGGAGACGGCUCUUGGUCAGUACACUUCCAUUGGAGGGCUUGGAGUGUGGAAGCUGGCCCCUAUGUUUAAAGGUGUGGGUCUGGCUGCUGCUGUUUUGUCCUUCUGGUUAAAUAUCUAUUACAUUGUAAUCAUUUCCUGGGCUCUUUACUAUCUGUACAACUCCUUCACUUCUGACCUGCCAUGGCAGACUUGUGGCAAUCCCUGGAACACAGAUCGCUGCUACACCAACUACAGCAUUACAGACACCAGGAACCUCACCAGCGCUGUUGUGGAGUUCUGGGAACGUAACAUGCACCAGCUGACCGAUGGCCUGGAGAAGCCUGGGGAGGUCAGGAUCCCACUAGCUAUCACACUCGCCAUUGCAUGGGUGCUCGUCUAUUUCUGCAUCUGGAAGGGGGUCAGCUGGACUGGCAAAGUGGUGUACUUCUCAGCCACGUACCCUUACUUUAUGCUGUUCAUCCUGUUUUGCCGUGGCAUCACUCUGCCCGGCGCAUUCGAUGGAAUCCUCUUCUAUAUCACACCAGACUUUGAGAAGCUGAAGGAGUCUGAGGUGUGGCUGGAUGCUGCCACUCAGAUCUUCUUUUCCUACGGGCUGGGAUUAGGCUCUCUAAUUGCUCUUGGCAGCUACAAUCCCUUCAACAACAACGUAUACAGAGAUUCUGUCAUUGUCUGCUGCAUCAACUCCUUCACCAGCAUGUUCGCUGGCUUUGUCAUCUUCUCCAUCGUGGGAUUCAUGUCCAAUGUAACAAAGAGACCCAUCGCUGAUGUGGCAGCCUCAGGACCUGGCCUUGCAUUUUUGGCUUAUCCUGAGGCCGUGACCCAGCUGCCCAUUUCUCCUCUCUGGGCCAUACUCUUCUUCUCCAUGUUGCUGAUGCUGGGAAUUGACAGCCAGUUCUGCACUGUGGAAGGCUUCAUCACUGCACUGGUUGAUGAAUUCCCUCACAUUCUCCGAAAACGCAGAGAGAUCUUCAUUGCAGUCGUCUGCCUUGUUUCUUACAUCAUCGGACUGUCCAACAUCACACAGGGUGGACUGUAUGUGUUCAAGCUAUUUGACUACUACUCAGCUAGUGGCAUGUGCCUGCUCUUCCUGGUCUUCUUUGAGUGCAUCUCAAUUUCAUGGUUUUAUGGUGUGAACAAAUUCUACGAGAACAUUGAGGAAAUGAUUGGCCACAAGCCCUGUCUGUGGUGGAAGGCCUGCUGGGUCGUUUUCACUCCGCUCAUUGUGGCUGGAGUCUUCUUGUUCAGUGCAGUGCAGAUGGUUCCCCUCACCAUGGGUGAUUACGUGUUCCCAGCCUGGGGCCAGGGCGUCGGGUGGUGCAUGGCCCUCUCCUCCAUGACCCUUAUCCCUGGUUACAUGGGCUACAUGUUCCUCACACUUAAGGGCACAUACAAAGAGCGUCUGCGGCAGAUGAUCAAGCCUUUGCAACUGGUGAGGGCUCAGGAAAAUGGCCCGGAUCAGCAGACAGAGAACCAGAAUCAGAACCCUGCCAACGAGGAAGCCUACAUCUAGAAACUUCUGCUUGCCUCUCUCGAUGUCUCUGUCUCGAUGGCCAGACUGGCAAUCUACGCUGAAAAAAAACAUAAUCAAGGUUGGGAACGACCACCAGACUUCCAUGUCUGCUUUUAUUCACCUACCUCCUGGGGACACGUGAGACCAACCUGAUUACAUUGUUAUUUUUAGGGGUUUUUCUGUUUGUUUAUUUGUAUAAUACAGAGUUAUAAAAACAUAUGAGGAGAAAACAAACUACCCAGCAAAAUUGUUGUGAUAUUAUGAAUUUCAUUAUGCAAAAAAAGUUAGUCUUUUUAGAAAAGGAAAUGUGACUUAGGAAAUUACUGUAUAUUGAAUAUAUAAUUUAAAUUUGGA